Messenger RNA from Actinia tenebrosa (Australian red waratah sea anemone), 1812 nucleotides. RefSeq lists its product as uncharacterized. The record is from RefSeq and is a predicted model, not a curated record. Lineage: Eukaryota; Metazoa; Cnidaria; Anthozoa; Actiniaria; Actiniidae.
AUGGCAAAAGAGCUUGAAUUUGGAAGUAUUAAACCGUUUGAUUCGUCAGGAGACCCGACCAGCGUAGCUCCUCGGUGGAAAAGAUGGAAAAGGUCUUUCGAAUAUUUCAUCGUAGGUAAAGGGGUGAAAGAUGACGAUCAAAAGCAAGCUUUGCUUCCACACUGUGCUGGAGAAUCUGUGCAGACCAUUUUUGAGGGAUUAGAUGAUCUUGAAGUUGGCGAAGGUGAGACAAAAUACAAGAAAACAAUGAAGGUACUUGACGACUACUUUACUCCUAAAGCAAACAUUCCAUAUGAAAGACACCUAUUUAGAAACAUUAAGCAAGAAAUAUCGGAAACCAUCGACCAGUUCGUAUCAAGAUUGAGAAUCCAAGCACUGAACUGCGAUUUUGGAGACGCCAUAGAUGAAAAUAUAAGAGAUCAAAUUAUUGACAAAUGCAAUUCUCCCCAACUGAGGACAAAGUUGCUUGCAAAAGGAACUGACCUAGAGUUGAAGGAGACUCAAGACAUGGCUAGAGCUAUGGAGACAGCUCAAGUACAGGCCAGAAAGAUCGAACAAGACUUUAAAGGUGAGGUCAAUGUUGUUAAUACAAGAGACGAGAGAAAACAGAAGAGACCUAGUGGAAGACCAUCAAAAAUGGUAUAUUACCGUUGUGGGAAAGAGGGCCAUCUUAGCCAUGAUUUGAAAUGCCCAGCACGGAAUGCAACCUGUAAUAAGUGUAAAAAAGUUGGUCAUUUUGGAAAGGUCUGCAAAACCAAAACCCUAAAUCAACAGCAGCAGCAAAAACCUGAAGUAAAAAGAAGGAAUGGUGAAAAAUUGAAUGAAGUUGAGAAAAGGGAGUACAAUUUUAGCAUCAAUCUGUGGGAUAAUGAACACUUUGGCGGAAAUAUCAUUACUGCUAUAAUCGGUGGAGUCAAGGUGGAUAGAGUCCUGGUGGAUUCAGGUGCUACUUGCAAUAUCAUCGACAAGGAAACAUGGGAAUACUUAAAGAAGAACAGAGUAGUUUGCACAAGCAAUAAAUCACAGAAGUCACUAUAUCCCUAUGGUUCUAAAACACCUCUGAAAGUCCUAGGAGAGUUCAAGUCAAUUGUAAGUGUCAAUAAUGUUGAGAAAGAGACAGAUUUUGUUGUUGUUGAUACAGAGGGGAGACCAAUCCUGGGUUGUAGGACAAGUGAAGAUCUGGGUGUGUUGAAAAUCAAUACAGUUAAUGCAAUGACAGUAGAUGACAUAGUCAGAGAGUUCCCAGAAUGUUUUAAAGGGGUUGGGAAACUUAACAAUUAUCAAGCCAAGAUACAUGUGGACCCAAAUGUUAAACCAGUGGCACAACAGUACCGGAGACUUCCCUUCAGUAUGAGAGAGAAAGUUGAAGUCAAGUUGGAAGAGUUAGUUAACAUGGAUAUCAUAGAGGAAGUACAAGGUCCUACUCCCUGGGUAAGCCCUAUUGUAGUGGUUCCCAAAGCAGAUGGGGACAUACGAUUACGUGUCGAUAUGAGACAGGCAAAUACGGCUAUAAUCAGGGAGAGGUACCCCAUACCAACUAUUGAUGAAGUCUUGGAGCGCCUAAAUGAGAGCACACUGUUUACAAAGUUAGACCUAAAGUGGGGGUUUCACCAGAUCGAAUUGGAGGCAGAGCCAAGGAAGAUCACCACUUUUGCCACACACAAAGGGUUAUUCCAGUACAAAAGGUUAAUGUUUGGCAUUAGUUCAGCCCCAGAAAUGUAUCAGCACAUAAUCCAACAAGUUCUAGCAGGGUGUGAUGGUGCAUCAAAUAUUGCAGAUGACAUUGGAUUAUGUAUAUAUUGUACACGGUAA